Messenger RNA from Saccoglossus kowalevskii, 546 nucleotides. RefSeq names its product ferredoxin-fold anticodon-binding domain-containing protein 1-like. Gene Ontology annotation, molecular function: rRNA (uridine-N3-)-methyltransferase activity. Gene Ontology annotation, biological process: rRNA base methylation. Gene Ontology annotation, cellular component: cytoplasm. NCBI's taxonomy places the organism in Eukaryota, Metazoa, Hemichordata, Enteropneusta, Harrimaniidae. The record is from RefSeq and is a predicted model, not a curated record.
AUGCCAAGAGCAAUGCAACUAAUUCAACGGAGGAACAAAGCAAGGGCACAACUACAAGCCGUCCUCACACCGAUUGAAGAGCUAAUCACGCAGUACCCCGAUGCCAAUGACAAAAACGCUGCGUACCGGGAAAUACUCGCACGGAAAUUAGCUGUCAACAACCGGCUAUCAGCUUGCGUAGACGUUCUCCAUGAUGACGGUGAAGUACACAUUACAUUGUGCAAAGGUCAAGGCGGGACUCCAGCUGACAAACCGGCAAGACAUUGGCCGAACAGUUGGCAAGUGGUUGCCAUGGCAGCAUAUGCUGAUCUCAUCCUUACCAAAGCUAUACCAUUUGACAUCAGUGAUUACCCAGAAUACAGCAGUACAGGUUUUAGGAGUCAAGAUAAAUCAUUCUUCACGACAAACAGUCUGGUUCAUGUAUUUUUGAAAAGACUAGCUAUACCUACAGAACCAGUACAAAGGGAAUUUAUACAAGCAGUUAUCAACGGUCUGAAUAUGGAGUUUAACUGCCCCCCAUGCUUGGCUGAAUACAUUCACAGGUAG